AUCAAAAUUUUGGUUUAAAAAAUUGAAGCUGAUUUUUUUUUUUUUUUUUUUUCUUUGAUUUGUUGUGUUGAUGGUGGUUGUGAUUGGAGGUCGUUGUGGUCCAGAAUUAUAUUCAUUUUGAAUUGUAAAUCGGGAAUAUUGUUUUUUUCAAGGAAAAGAAAAUAUGGCCUGUUUGGCUAGAUUAAAAUCGGAUGUAAAAGCAUUGAGUGAAUUAUUUCCUCGUACACAUCCAUUGUUUCGUGUUACAUUGGCCACUGUAGAUGAAAUUUCCUGUAUGUUUAUUGUUCGUAAUAAUGAUCAAUCAGCAACAACAACAACAACAUCGACAUCGACAUCAUCGUCUGAAAAGAAAUUCAUAAUCAAUGCCAAUAUAACUGAAACUUAUCCACAUGAUCCACCGGUUUGGUUUUCCGAUUCGGAUGAUAUUUCUCCAACAUUACAAACGUUAACAUCAACAAAUGAUAAUAAUAAUUUUAUAUUACGCCAGGUGGCUAUCCUAUUGGAACAUCUGUGCAAUCAUUUUUCCAUUCCGAAACCAAUGGAUGAAUUGAACACAUUGAAUCAUCUUUGGAUGAAUCCAAAUAUUACGACAAAUAUAUUGAAUCAACGCCUUUAUCAACAAAAUAGUAAUAAUAAUAAUAAUAAUAAUUCUAGUGUGAAAACAUCAUCAUCAUCAUCAAUGAUUGAUUCAUCAUCAACAGCGACAACAUUAACAAUGCCAUAUUCAUCAAUCACAUCAUCAAGUAAUGGUGCUAUUGAUCAAUCCUUGAAUAAUUCUGUAUUGAUGAUGGAUAAAUCAUCAUCAAGAGAAACAUCAUCAUCAUCGAUAUUAUCGAAUCAUGUAUCAUCAAGUUCAUCAACAUCAUCAUCCAUUACAUCAUUGAAUUCAUUAUCGAAAAUGAUUACGACAAAAUUGAAUUCAACAACACAUACACAAGAAUUAUUAAUGUCCAAUGGUAUCAUUUCAGCCAAUAAUAAUCACCAAAAUUCGAUCUCUUCCACAAGUGGUAAUGAAAUGGUUGCUAGUUCAAAUGGUACCGUUAAUCAUAAUGAUGAUGAGGAAUUGAAAUCAAAUGGUGGUGGUGAUAAUAAUGAUGAUGAAGCUGAUAUUGAUGCCGAUGAUGAUGAGGAUGAUGAUGAAACGGAUAUGCAUAUAGAAAUGGAAGAUGAAACACAAAAUGAACAGAAUAACUCCGAUGGUAUUAGUUCAGAUAAUUGGGCACGUUUAGAACGUAUACGACAGAGUCAUCAUCAAUUUUUUCAAAACGGAAACUAUAGUUUCUCCGUACAAGCUACUGAUCGUUUGAUGAAAGAAUUACGUGAUAUAUAUCGUUGCGAUAGUUUUAAACGUAAAGUAUUCGAAGUACAUCUGGUUAAUGAUAAUCUUUAUGAAUGGAAUGUACAUCUGAAAAAAGUGGAUCCCGAUUCACAGCUACAUAGUGAUCUACAAGCAUUAAAAGAUAAAGAAGGUCAUGAUUACAUUACAUUGAAUGCAACAUUUAAGGAAAAUUAUCCAUUUGAGCCACCAUUUAUUCGAGUAGCAUCACCAUUUAUAUCUGGUGGUUAUGUAUUAGGUGGUGGUGCAUUAUGUAUGGAAUUGCUUACUAAACAGGGAUGGAGUAGCGCCUAUUCCAUGGAAGCGAUUAUCCUACAGAUCUCAGCAACAUUAGUGAAAGGAAAAGCAAGAAUUACUUUUAAUGGACAUAGGGGCCAAUAUAGCCUUUCAAGAGCACAACAGUCUUUCCGUUCUUUAGUUUCUAUACAUGAAAAAAGUGGAUGGUAUACGCCACCACAAGAAGAUGGUUAACUAUGAUGUACAUGCCCUCAAUCCUUGGUUAUUGGAUCGAUUUUGAAAAUCACACAUAUACACAUGAAAAAAAUUUUAUAAUUUCUAGCGUACACACACACCCCAUACAUACAGACCAUUCACCAUUAUCAAUCUUUUAUGGUUGAUUGUUAACCAUUUUUUUCUAUCACCUCAUUAUUAUCAUCGAAUCCACAACAACAACUUCAUUCAAUCAUCAUAUUGAUUCCAGAUCUGAUCUUGUUUUUUUUCCCAUUCUGUUCUUCGUUAUCAAUCUUUUCUGUAUAUCUCGUUAUUAUUAUUAUUAUUAUUAUUUUUUCAUUUUCAUCAGCCAACACAUUUAAGUUUACUGUUUCUGAUAAUAUUCAUAACAACAAAAAAAAACAACAGCAACAAUAACAAUUGUUAUUUUGAUUUAUGUUUACCUCAUUACAUAUACAUCCAUUUACUUACCCCCAAAUACAUCAUAUUUGCGAUUGACAAUUGUCCUACUUUAUUUCACACCCACACACAUACACACCCACAUUAGCUGUCGAUUAAUGAUUGAUUCAUUGAAAAUAUUUCAUUGAUUUUUUUAAAUACACACACACACACACAAAAUACUUUUCACUGUAACAUUGAAUAAAAGUUAGAUGAUAUAAUUGAUAAUCUAAUGGUAGCUAGGUAUUGAAUGAAAUUUACAAUAGUACAAAAAAAAUUCAUCCCCCACACACACACACUACAUCGGAAACACACACACACUUACAAAUUGAUGAUUUAUAUUUGUGUAAUGUAAAAUUGGUGUUUAAACCACCACAAACUAACAAUUUUUGUUCCAACAUCACGGCACUAAAUUCUUUAUUAAUUUGUUGAUUUGUUGUAAAUAAUUUCAAUUACAAUUAACAAAU
Messenger RNA from Dermatophagoides farinae (American house dust mite), 2691 nucleotides. The record is from RefSeq and is a predicted model, not a curated record. Lineage: Eukaryota; Metazoa; Arthropoda; Arachnida; Sarcoptiformes; Pyroglyphidae.